AUGGCGGCCAAGGCGCUUGGCCUAGUCCUCCUGGGCACUUGGGCCAUCGCAGCCCAGGGCCAGUGCGACUGCAGCCCAUGCCAAGACUACCCGGAAGAUGACUUUUCGCACCCUUGCUUCGACGACUGCGUUGUUACCGGUGACCCGCACGUGGAGAAGAGCUGGCGUCCAGGAUACGAGGACGGCUUCGACUUCCAGCCGCAAGGUAUCUGGCGCCUGGCCAAGACGGACACCUGCGGUGGCACUGUGGAGGUCCAGGCCUUCUUCUGCCACUACUUCUUCAGCCGAAUGAGCAGCGCCAUUGCGUACGCCAUCAGCAUCAACGGCGGCGACAAGUACAUCAUCAAGAAGGUCGGGGAAGAGUUCCAGGUGGGCAGCCCAAAUGUGCAGACCAUGAACUACAGCUUCGACGUGACCAAAGACCCUGUGGCUGGGAAGCUCCUGGUCAGCAACGACAAGUGCGUGCGCAUCAAGAUGAACACCGUGAACCUCUACGGUGGAACGAGGACACGAUUCCUUGAGGACCCUUACCUCAACAACAUCUUUAUGCACGUCUGGGGCUGCGCCACAAAGAAGGAGGAAGGCGGAGGCAUCUGCGGUGCUCCGAAGCUGUCGAAGGAGUGGAUCGAUCCCGAGAGCGAUGAGAACCUCUUCAAGACACCCGAACAGCCUGGGCUGUGGAAGGAUCUCUGCGAGUUCUGUCAGGACAAAGGUGAGGCCAUCACGCCCCCGGGCUGCCCAGCGCCACAGGGCGCGCCUGGCGGUGGCAGCGAGCCUGGCUGCGAGUUCCUGAGGCCGUACGGCAGCAAGCGGGACAGGGAGUGCGCCAUACAGCCGAACCCAACCGGUGACCCGAAGAUCGAGGCCAACAACGCCCGUAUCCGCGAGCUGCAGGGUGAGGGCCGCGAGAACUGCGUGGCUUUUGCUCUUCUGAACAAUGGCCCGAAGUUUCCCGGCAGGAGUUGCAGAGACUGGUGCCAGGACCGCGGCGCUGAGUGCGUGGCUGUCCGGGACGAUGUCGGAGGAGGGAGGUUCCCCAGCAGUGAGAACACAUGCUACCUCACGGAUGCCGACCAUCCCAAAAACUUCGUUUCGGGUACAAACACGCCCAAGACCUGUGACACCGUCAGCAGAGACACUCACUGCGUCUGCAAGAAGCCCGACAACCCGGCGCCGGGUGAGCCCGUGGAAAGGACGUGCGCGGAAGCCCGAGACGCCGCCGGCUUCCCCUUCUCGUACCUGGACUCCGCGGACCUCUGCAGAAGAGAGGCGAUGUGGCUGCAGCGCGUGAUCUACCCACCGAACACCGCACAGGCCACGCACGAACAGCGUCUGCUGCUGUACUGCGUCCAGGACGUGUGCGCUACAGACCCAGAAGACAGAGCAGAGGUGGCCCGCAGCUAUGGGGAUCGGGACCCUAACCUCAACAACAAACCCAUCAUCUGCAACGGCCCCUUGCUGUGCAACGUCAUCUGCUCUACCCAGCUCAUCCAGGAUUGGGGCGACUGCGUGAACCGCUGCGAAGGCCAUCGAUCCAUGUUGCUCCCCGUGGUCUCGCGCUAUUGCAAGAAGGGGCUCUGCCCCACACUUCUGGAGGAGGUGGAGACCGUCGGCCUCCUGCAGCGCCGAUCCAACCACUCACACAGCACCCUUGUCACCAGCUCCCGCCGGUACUCCGACGGCAGGAGGCGCCGGCACAUGCGGCACAGGUGUCAAAACGAAGAGAUGGAUAAGUUAUAA
This is a messenger RNA of Symbiodinium natans, 1740 nucleotides long. The record is from the annotation of a GenBank genome assembly. NCBI's taxonomy places the organism in Eukaryota, Dinophyceae, Suessiales, Symbiodiniaceae.